Molecule: messenger RNA, 3868 nt
Organism: Galeopterus variegatus (Sunda flying lemur)
Lineage: Eukaryota; Metazoa; Chordata; Mammalia; Dermoptera; Cynocephalidae
Gene: AHR
Product: aryl hydrocarbon receptor
Exons: 11
Coding region: 59-2608 (849 amino acids)
Biological process (GO): regulation of transcription by RNA polymerase II
Cellular component (GO): aryl hydrocarbon receptor complex; nucleus
Molecular function (GO): protein dimerization activity; transcription cis-regulatory region binding; nuclear receptor activity
Source: RefSeq, a predicted model, not a curated record
GUCCCGGGGACCGGGCCGCCCGCGACCGGGGAGGAGCCGCCGCCGCCGGCUGGGCACCAUGAAUAGCAGCAGCGCCAGCAUCACCUACGCCAGUCGCAAGCGGCGGAAGCCGGUGCAGAAAACCAUAAAGCCAGUCCCAGCUGAAGGAAUCAAGUCAAAUCCUUCUAAGCGACAUAGAGACCGACUUAAUACAGAAUUGGACCGUCUGGCUAGCCUGCUGCCUUUUCCACAAGAUGUUAUUAAUAAGCUGGACAAACUUUCAGUUCUCAGGCUCAGUGUCAGUUACCUCAGAGCCAAGAGCUUCUUUGAUGUUGCAUUAAAAUCCUCCCCUGCUGACAGAAAUGGAAGCCAGGAUAAUUGUAGAACAAAAUUCGCUGAAAGCCUGAACUUGCAAGAAGGAGAAUUCUUAUUACAGGCUCUGAAUGGCUUUGUAUUGGUUGUCACUACAGAUGCUUUGGUCUUUUAUGCUUCUCCUACUAUUCAAGAUUACCUAGGGUUUCAGCAGUCUGAUGUCAUACAUCAGAGUGUGUAUGAACUUAUUCAUACUGAAGAUCGAGCUGAAUUUCAGCGUCAGCUACACUGGACAUUAAACCCUCCACAGUGUACAGACUCUGGACAAAGAAUCGAUGAACCUCAUCGCCUCCCACAGCCAGGAGUCUAUUAUAACCCAGACCAGCUUCCUCCAGAAAACAUUUCUAUUAUGGAGAGAUGCUUCACAUGCAGACUAAGAUGUCUACUGGAUAAUUCAUCUGGUUUUCUAGCAAUGAAUUUCCAAGGGAAGUUAAAGUAUCUUCAUGGACAGAACAAGAAAGGGAAAGAUGGAUCAAUACUUACGCCUCAGUUGGCUUUGUUUGUAAUAGCUACCCCACUACAACCACCAUCCAUACUUGAAAUCCGAACCAAAAAUUUCAUCUUUAGAACCAAACACAAACUAGAUUUUACACCUACUAAUUGUGAUGCCAAAGGAAGAAUUGUUUUAGGAUAUACUGAAGCAGAGCUGUGCACAAGAGGAUCAGGAUAUCAGUUUCUUCAUGCUGCUGAUAUGUUUUAUUGUGCUGAGUACCAUAUCCGGAUGAUGAAGACUGGAGAAAGUGGCAUGAUAGUUUUCAGGCUUCUGACAAAAAACAAUCGAUGGGCAUGGAUCCAGUCUAAUGCACGCUUAGUUUAUAAAAAUGGAAGACCAGAUUAUAUCAUUGCAACUCAGAGACCUCUAACAGAUGAAGAAGGAGCAGAGCAUUUACGAAAACGAAAUACGAAGUUGCCUUUUAUGUUUACCACUGGAGAAGCUGUGUUGUAUGAGAUAACCAGCCCUUUUCCUUCCAUAAUGGAUCCCUUACCAAUAAGGACUAAAAAUAGCACAAGUGGAAAAGACUCUGAUACCAAAUCAACUCUAAAUAAGGAUUCUCUCAAUCCCAGUUCCCUUUUAGGUGCCCUAAUGCAACAAGAUGAGGCUAUAUAUCUCUAUCCUGCUUCAAGUACUGUCCCUUUGGAAAGGAAUUUUUUUAAGGAAUCUAUGAAUGAAUGCAGUAAUUGGCAAGACAAUAUUGCACCAAUGGGAAGUGAUAAUAUCUUGAAACAUGAGCAAAUUGAUCAGUCUCAGGAAAUGAACCCAACACUCUCUGGAGGUCACACAGGGUUCUUUCCAGAUAGUAAAAAUAGUGACUUAUACAGCAUUAUGAAAAAUCUAGGCCUUGAUUUUGAAGAUAUUAAACACAUGCAGAAUGAGAAAUUUUUCAGAAAUGAGUUUUCUGGUGAGGUCGACUUUAGAGACAUUGAUAUAGCAGACGAAAUCCUGACAUAUGUCCAAGAUUCUUUAAAUAAGUCUGCCUUCAUGUGUUCAUCUUACCAGCAGCAACAGCCCAUGGCUCUGAACUCAAGCUGUAUGGUACAGGAACACCUACAGUUAGACCAACAGCAGCAGCUGCAGCACCACCGAAACCAAGUUGUAGUGGAGCCACAGCAACAACUGUGUCAGAAAAUGAAGCUUAUGCAAGUCAAUGGCAUGUUUGCAAACUGGAACUCUAACCAAUCCGUGCCUUUUGGCUUUCCUCAGCAAGAUCUACAACAGUAUAAUAUCUUUUCAGACUUACAUGGGACCAGCCAAGAGAUUCCAUACAGAUCUGAGAUUGAUACUAUGCCUUACACACAGAACUUUAUUCCCUGUAAUCAGUCUGUGUUACCACAGCAUUCCAAGUGUACUCAGUUGGACUUUCCUAUAGGGAAUUUUGAACCAUCCCCAUACCCUACUACUUCUUCUAAUUUAGAAGAUUUUGUCACUUGUUUACAAGUUCCUGAAAACCAAAAGCAUGGAAUAAAUCCACAGUCAGCCAUGGUAACUCCUCAGACAUGUUAUGCUGGGGCCGUGUCAAUGUAUCAUUGCCAGCCAGAACCUCAGCACACGCAUGUGGAUCAGAUGCAGUAUGAUCCAGCCAUGCCAGGCCCACAGGCAUUUUUAAACAAGUUCCAGGAUGGAGGAGUUUUAAAUGAAACAUAUCCAGCUGAAUUAAAUAACAUAAAUAAAACUCAGACUACCACACAUCUUCAGCCACUUCAUCAUCCGUCAGAAACCAGACCUUUCCCUGAUUUCACAUCCAGUGGAUUCCUUUAAUUCCAAAUCCAAUUUUCACCUUGGUUUUGGAUUAGAUUAGUUUGUGAAGGAUUACAGAAAAUAAAACUGUCAGUGUUUGAUCUCAGCAAAUUCACACGGAGGCAGUGAUGCAUGUUUUUUGCAUUGUUAUUCCAAACCAAAUUUUAACUUCUGUUUUUUUAAAAGGAGUUUAAAAAAUAUCAAAAUUACAUAAAUUGCUUAUACUAAAGUCAUUAAAAUAGAAAGUGUACUGCCACAGAGUAGUGAGAUAACAGCUACAUUUCACAUUAUUUUGAGCACACAAAAUAUGCAAGACUUAUUCAGAAGAACUUUAAUAAGACUCUUUUAAAUUAAAAAAUGUUCUCUGUUGGAAUUAUGAAAUACUUGAGUUUUGAACUUCUGGAUUCUUAUUAAUCCAUCAAAUACAAAGUUACGAAACUAGACUAUUUCUAUAUAGUUUAGACUCUGCUUUUAUCUUGGAUGUUAAAAUAAAUGGUUUGGUGCUUUUCUAAAAAAAUUAUCUCAGUGCUUUCCUCCUUCACUGUUAAUCUAAGUGCCUCACAUUUUCCUCUAAAACACUGUAGGAUGUAUAUUUUGUAUAAAAUAUUCUUUUUCUUUUUUAAAUUAAUGACAUUCUGUGCACAAAUAUUUCCUAAAUUCAAUCAUUUUUAUUCAGGCAUGUUUUAACUGCACUACUCACCUACUUUUUUCAGGUAAAGGGCAAAUAAUGAUUGAAAAGAUAAUUAUUUAUUACAUAAUCUGUUUGCUUCUAGACUUUAAAUGUUGCUGUGUGCCUUAAGUUGAAAAACUUAAAAGCAAAAUGUCUUUCCAAAUUACUCCUUAAUUCUUAUGUAAAUAUUAAGACAGUAGCACUUACAUUUAACAGUGUUUUCAGAAGAAAAAGUUACACCACUGUUUACGUUUAUUGCAAUCUCCACCAUGAUUGUUGAAUGUCGCAGUGUGGAAAAUCUGCUGUUAAAUGCAACUAUGUUCAUUAAACUGCAUUGAAAAGAAGCAACUUUUCUAGCUUUUUAAUUAAAUUAAGCAAAGCACCCAUUUCAAUGUGUAUAAAUUGUCUUUGAAAACUUUUAGGUCUAUAAUCCUUUAUGAUAUGUUAUGUGGACUUUAUAAAUUUCACUUCUUAGAACAGUGGAAAUUAUUUGUUUUUCUCAUAUUUGGGAGUGUUAAGAUUGAAGAUAGCAAUGUUUUGUGAAAAGCAUUGUAAAGAGUGAAAUGAAUGGUUGAUUAUAUAGAUAUAAAUGAACAAAAUUAUUUGUAAAA